AUGCUUUUGAUUUUGUACAUACCAACACCACUUCUUCGUCGUUAUACCGAUGGCCAAUGUGUUAUGGAUUUUUCAUUCCCUUGGAUUCAAACGAAAGUAUUUCUUGAUUAUAUUGUGUAUUCAUGGGUUGUGUUUUCUUAUUUUGUUCCAGUUUUGGUCACAUUAGUUAGCCAUGCAUGGAUCAUACAUGUAUUAAAAAUAUCUAGCCCUUCUCAUCAAAAUUGCACUACACAAAAUUUUGAAGCUACUUUACAGAUACAGAAGAAAAUUAUUCAGUUAGUUAUCACAACAACAAUUAUGUCAUGUCAACUAGCUAUAUUACACUCAUUUGAAUGCAUAAGUCAAAUAUUAAUCGCAUGUGAAGUUGUGGUUUACACUUAUGGUACUCCGAUUGAACAAAUGGGUACAAUACUUAUAUUAUUGGGAUGUACGUUAAAUCCAUGUAUUCUCAUUUUCAGUACAGCUCCUUUGAGAAAACGUUUAUUAACAUCAGUUAAAAGUGUCACAGAGAGAAUUAGCAGCAUCGCGACAAUAGGAAAGCACACGGAAUCAUUAAUGCAAUGAUAUAUAUAAUAAAGAUUGACGAUCAUAUGUUAGCCAUAAUCUCUUUGACCUGUUUGGAUACAAAUCAAGGAAUAACACCUACCCAUUAAGUGUAUCGUGUUCUACAGAAAAGAUUCGGGUAUUUCAUAACGAUUAGUAACUCUCUGUAAUACUUCAAAAGAAUACCCAAAGCAAUUCAAGAUAAAAACAGAAUCUGUAACUUCUUUCGAACACUCAAUACAUAAAUAAUGCAAUCAGUAUUUAGGUUACCAUAUUUGUAUAGUUUAGUACACGGUAAAGCCUCUCAUUCAUAUAUAUGGAUUAUAAGAGAAACUGCAGGUAUUACCUUACACAAACUAUGCAAGUAUGCAACAAUAGUAAAUAUUAAAGGGAAAUACGGAACAACUCGUAUGGUUAUUGUCAUCGAAACAGCUAUAGUAUAGUGUUUGCCCUAGUGUUAUUUUCUAUUUCGCUUCCUUCUGUUGUUUCUUCGUUCUAUGAUUGUAAAUAUCUUGUUGAUCUAUAUUCUAUCAUAGACAUUUGUUAACUUAAAUUCUGAAUAAUGGUUUGAUUUCGAUCAAGACAAAAUUAACAAUUGUAUUCUAUUAGAUUUUAAAUAUUUUAGCAAAUAUCUACUCAACCCAUCCUAAAUUGUAUUAUAAUUACCAAUAAAGAUGAAAGAAUUUUAAUAUUCUUAAAUUGUGUUAUGGAAUCACAACAAGAAAGUUCAAUCCAAACAAUAUAUGAUAAUUACAACCGCAGACGUUGAAAGUUCAAUAUCAGCACAGUGCAUGUUUCGUUGUUUAAAAAAUUACAAAGGGAACAUUCAAAUUGUUCAAUAAUUGAACUAGUUACUAAUAACGUAUCUC
This is a messenger RNA of Schistosoma bovis, 1412 nucleotides long. NCBI's taxonomy places the organism in Eukaryota, Metazoa, Platyhelminthes, Trematoda, Strigeidida, Schistosomatidae. The record is from the annotation of a GenBank genome assembly.